AUGGGACUGCUCCUGUUCGUCACGGCGGGCACGCAGGCGUGGCUGGCGUCCAUGAUUCGAAGAAAGGGGAUUGAGAUCCUAGAUGAGAGCUACUACAUGGCCGCGGGAGAUCCGGUGGUCGGGUUCCUAGCUUACGGUGUCGGUGCCUGCUCCGUCAUGGUGACCCUGAUGGCGGAGGCGGGGCAAGGGGUUGAAAUCGCUACCUGGACAAUGAUUGUCUGGGCGGUGAUAACCGUCGUGAUCAGCGUAACAAGGAGCUUCGACCAAAUCGCAGUGUACGGCUGCCUUAACGACUACGACUAUUGCGUGGAGAACUUCAUCGACCUACGCUAUUCCUACGGCGACUGUCUCUGCGGAAAGGGCCACAGUGUUGAUCUUCAUGUGGACGUUGCACAGAACGUGAAUUUUGCCUGCGACGAUAUCAUGGAUACUGUGGACGAUAUGCUCGCUUCGUACAUUCUUACGUGGUUCAUCCUGGUGGAGAUUGUCGUGACGGUUGUGCUCCAAGCGCGUCGCUGGCUGCCCUGCUGGCGUCACCACUGCCCCCAGCGAAUACGGUAACCAAUCGUAGAGAUCGAGGCGAAAACCGUCGCGAAACGUUUGCGACAAACUUCUGGAGGGAUGGUAUUAUUUUUUUUUUUCGGGAAAGGGUUGCAGGGACGUUUGGGGUGCAGUAGACCUUUUUUAAAUCAACCCUUUUUUAAAGGGUUUAUGAUUCCCGUUCGAUAGCCUUGCGGGGAGAGGUAUUGGAUGGGUAGUUCCUCCUUGUAUAUAUACGUCGUGUCUUCCUGCCAAGUUACCGCGCGCACGUCCACCGUUUUUGGAAAAUAUUUUCGAUCAAUGGAAAUUUACAAUUGGAUGGCAACAAGUAGUGUCUUGAGUA
Messenger RNA from Ectocarpus siliculosus, 883 nucleotides. NCBI's taxonomy places the organism in Eukaryota, Phaeophyceae, Ectocarpales, Ectocarpaceae. The record is from the annotation of a GenBank genome assembly.